Messenger RNA from Ochlerotatus camptorhynchus, 1308 nucleotides. RefSeq names its product zinc finger protein 73-like. The record is from RefSeq and is a predicted model, not a curated record. The transcript has a single exon. Bases 115 to 1308 code for a protein of 397 amino acids. Gene Ontology annotation, molecular function: DNA-binding transcription factor activity, RNA polymerase II-specific; RNA polymerase II cis-regulatory region sequence-specific DNA binding. Lineage: Eukaryota; Metazoa; Arthropoda; Insecta; Diptera; Culicidae. Gene Ontology annotation, biological process: regulation of DNA-templated transcription.
UAAAAUAUUAAAAAAAAAUAAUUGUCAUCCUUCCCAAUUAGUGCAAUAAUAAGCAAUAAAGUAACCGGGCUAGUUAAGCCAAUGUUCUGAAAGUGAGUGCAAAAUAAUCAACCGAUGACCUCGUCGCCACCGAAAGAAUGCAUCAUCUGUCGCAAACCGCUGAAAAGUCGCUCCAGUCGACACUAUCACGAACACUGCCAGAACCCGGAGCUGAAACCGUUCAAGUGUGACCAUUGCGAGCGCACCUUCAGCUCCAAAUCGCACAAGACAUUCCACGAAGAGACCCACUCGGGACGACGACUUCGGUGCAAUCGCUGCGACAAGACCUACCAACACCAACGUGAUCUUGAUCUUCAUUGCCGCGAGCAUAGAUCUUCGAUGGCGCUGCAAGAGGCAAAGUGCAACAGGUGCUCCGAACAAUUUGAAACACAGCAGGCACUGGCUCAGCAUAAGCGAGCACGGCAUGCUGGGUCGAAGCGAUUCAAAUGUGAUCAAUGCGAUAUGACCUUCGGCCUGAAAGGCAACCUAACGAAGCAUGCCAAAAUUAUACACUCGAAAGAGAAGCUAUUCAAAUGCGAUCACUGCGGGAAGGCAUUUUACCGUAAUAAUGCCCUGAAAUUCCACAUGCUAAAUCACCGUUCCAGGGAUUUCCAGUGCAAGACGUGCCAGAAAGAAUUCGUCGACGCCAGAAACCUCGAACGGCAUCUCAAAACGCACGUAACUUCCAAAGAAUUCAGGUGCGACAUCUGCGGAAUAUCCAGCUCCCGAAAGGACAACAUCCUGCGGCACGCUAGAAGCUUCCAUCCGGAAUGUGACAUUGAGAAAGUUGUACUUAAGGCUGAAAUCCCCGACCAGCUCGACGCAAUCAAAAAAGAUGCCAAACAAAGUAAUAAGUCAACGCCGAAAAAGACUGAUCCCAAACCCGCGGAAGCGCCGAUUUCAAAUCGCAUCAGCGUCAUUCAAGUGGUAGGAAAACCGAAACCGCUUGAAACUCCCAAACCUGCCGCCGUACCGUUCACCGUCGCCGCUGGUUCUGCAAAGACUGAACUCCUGUCAAAACCCUUGCCCAAAGUUGAUCCGUUGGAAAUCUACCGGAAAAUCCUGAAUCCCAGCAACGAUGACGACGAUCGUGACGAUUCCAACAACCAACCACCUUCGACGGUCGACCCGGUGAAAACAACAAGUAUCACGACAUCCGUCAACACAACCAUCGCCAACAGUACUAAUAAUUCUUCUAUAAAUAAUUUCACUGAAGUUCAUUGGCGAAAGCGCACAUCGCAGAUCUACGCUAUCAAUUCGAGUAGGUGA